Molecule: messenger RNA, 5739 nt
Organism: Bombyx mori (domestic silkworm)
Lineage: Eukaryota; Metazoa; Arthropoda; Insecta; Lepidoptera; Bombycidae
Product: synaptic vesicle 2-related protein
Exons: 10
Coding region: 3902-5677 (591 amino acids)
Biological process (GO): transmembrane transport
Cellular component (GO): membrane
Molecular function (GO): transmembrane transporter activity
Source: RefSeq, a predicted model, not a curated record
UUAGCUCCGCGGUAGUCCUAUGUGACCGCGCCGACACAGAAAUCCAAUCAAAAGGGUUGACAGGUGGAGGGGACAAAAAAGGGGAUCCGGUGAGGGGACAGGGGUCCCUGGGGCGGGUGGUCCGGGGGACAAUUCAGUAAAUCGAUUUCCCUUCUCAUCAGCGCGCGCCCACACGCUACUCCAACGCAAGACGCGCUUGGGCGUGGUGGUCUACUCCCUGCUGUUGUCCUUCUCAAUCAUCACGGGAAUCUAGUGCUUGCGAGCAGCACUGUCUCGAUUUGAUUUUGAUUCAUAAUUUAUCGUUAUUAGAGCAUCACUAUAACAGCUCGUCCGGUGCCACUGAAUUAUUAUUUUUCGUGUCCGUAAUUGUCAGGGCAAAGUUCGUAUAAAACUAUUAUUUUAGUAAAAUGCACGGGUAAAAUCUAAAACUAAGUAUUUGAAAUAUUGCCAAGCAUUUUAUAAUCACCAUAAUUCCUCAGCAUUGAGGAAUACGAGAUGAAAGAAGAUAAAAUAAAGCGUUUGAGUGCUUAGAGUAAACUGACCGGACGACUGUUUAAUAUAGGUAACCUCUAUACGAUUUAUGACAUAAAUCUUAAAAGAGGUCAAUAUGUUAUAAAGAUGACAUAAAUGAUAAUUUGAAUAUUGAAAUAUUAGAAGAAGGAACAUUAGAAAUAUAAAAAUUUUUUGAAUAUUGAAAUAUAAAAGACAUAAAAACUGGUGAAGCAAUAGCUUUAAAUGUUGUUUCUCUUUAUAGAGCAACUCAGUUUGUGCUAUAGUUUUACUAGGAUAAACUUUAUUUUGAUUUGAAUAAAAGAAUAUAUUAUGUAUAUAUAAAAUGUUGGUAGUUUAAUAAGUCUAGUAUAGUAUAAAGAAUACUUUCAACAAAAAAUACUUAAUAAAAAAAUGGCGCGUGUACAACUUGCUGUACGUGAAAGAAGUGAAACUUCUUUUGCGCUGUGUAGUAUUGUGGCUUUUUCAUUUUUCAUUCUUAAAUCAAAUUUCUCUUGUAAUAAGAAAUGGUGUUUAUAAGAGAAACGACCUAGCUCGCUUUGUCCUUUCCCUCUUCAGAGUCUAGUGACUCUCGAGACGCUCUGUUUAUUUUCUCACUCUCGCUCUUCUUAAAUUGUAUCUUUUCUCUCUAGCCGUAACGAAUCUAUCGCGAGUUAAAUUUGACUCUCAACGCGCCUUAAGAAGUUUCACUUCAAAUAAUAUUCGCGUCCACUCCGCCCCCGAGACAUGGAACGCGUCAGAACUAGAGGUGGCUAAUAUAACCAAUAACCAAUAAAUUUACCGGUAAAAAAAAUUAACACUUCUAUUCGAUAAAUAAAAUUACCCAAAACGGUUAAAAAUACCGUUUACCAAACACACUGCGUGUAGUGGCAUAGGCAAUUAUUGGAAAUUAUAUUUAUGCAAGUUUCAACUUUAUUUCAACACGUAAGAUUCAUUUUCGCCUUGCAGAUGUCUUCAACUUAUCAUGUAAAAAAUAUUGAAUUUUAUGAUUUCAUUGUAUGCUCUAUACCCCUCAAAAUAAAGCACAAUAUUUAAGUUGGUGUAUUUUACAGUUAAUGAUAAUUUUUUUCGUUAAAAAAUUGAAAUGAAACGAUAUUUUUACCGAACGCGAAGAUGACGUGAUUGGUUGAUUUUUUAAACGUAAUAUUUUGUUUGGUACUUGACAUUUUGGUGGCUCAGUGCAUCUUUUCUAUUAUUUUGGUAAAGUUGUGUUUUUGUAUUUUAAGAGAUUUGUACUUUGUGUUUGUGUGUUUUGACUUUGUUUUUGUGUGUUUGAGACUUUGCUUACUUUGUUGUUGUGGAUUUUUAAAUUGUAUAUCUAAUUUAAAAUGCCGAAACGCAAUGCAGAAAUAUGGGAUCAUUUCGAAAAGUGCUAGUACCAUUCAAGUUUAACAUUAGCAAAAUUAAUUUUUCAACGAAAAGAUUUACCGGUAUUUUCAACCAAUAAAAAUAUCGGUAAUUUUUUUUAUCAAUUACCAGUUAACAGAUAAAUAAAUUCAACCGUUAACGCCAUCUCUAGUCAGAACUACAUGCGUCGCGUCGAAUCAAUGUAGUUUUAUUACAAAAUCCAUAAAUAAAUUCUGAAUGUGGAGCGUACUUGUACAAUAAUUGAUGUAUUUUUCUCGCAUUGUCUUAUCUAAGUUUAUUUAAUUAAAAUUUUAGGAGUCUCGCUCACUUGUCAAUUCAGGCUCAACUGUGUGGCGGCUCGGGUCGGGAUGUCGAUGUUGAGGGACAAGCUCUCGUGUCACCUGAUACUAAGUGGUGACGGGUGUUCAUAGACAUCACAACGCAAACGGCGCAAUUCACCGUAAGGUCGAAAUUUCAGCCUUUAGAUUAGAUGCCGCAGAAUUAGGCGUGGUAAUGGAUAAGACUUGUGCGAGCUCUUAAUACGUGCGUACCACGAUUUCUAACGGAAAUUUAUACCUUUGUAUGAUUGAUUUAUUUAUAACAAAAUGUUGAAUGAUGUAUCAUCUUGGACGUCAUCCGUGGACUCUUAGGUACGUUAGGUUAAGUACAUGCAUGUUUACUGCAUCAGCCGAAUACGGCCGGACAUGUUUUUAGUUUUUUUAUGUAUAUAGCACAGCGUUUUGUGAUAAGAAGACUAAUUAAGUUUUUAAACGAACAAGAGUUACGUUGGAACGACAUUUUUUCACAAUUGCCAAUUGAGAUACCUCGUAAACGUACCUACUACACGGUAGGUGCGUGCUCAGAGUUGAAUCUGCGACACCUCGCACCGAAACUACGCAAUUUAGCACUGGAUAAUGAGCGCGUAAAAUAAUAAAUGCCCAGGGAAAAUUAAACCGAAACGUCGACCAUAAAAUCGGGUGACUCGAACGUCCAUCAAGAUAUUUUCUGGUAUUGAUUCUGUUACGGACACGGCGAAUGAGCGAUCCUCUUUAAGACCUUGUGAUGUCGGCUUCAAAGUUUGUUAAAAAUUAUAAACCUGAGUACACAUCGGUUGAGUGGUAUUUAUCCGAAAUUAACUUAGAAAUAAGCUAAGGAGUUUCGAAAAAGGAUAGUAUGUCGUUCUGCUUCGAAAUACUUAGGCGGGAGUUUAAUUGUUUACUCAAGAAUAAAAAAUAGCCGUGACCAUUGUAUAACAAUAAAUGCCUUAUAAAUAUUAUUAAUUAACGGGUUCUUACCACGAUUUUCAUAUGUAAUGAGUUAUUGACCUUUCGGCGUGUCGUAAGCGCCAUGAUCACGGGUGGAGUGAAUACUGCGGGUAGAAUGUUAAGACCAGAUAUCUGCCUACCCUCUUUGUAGUUCGUUUUUCCUGCCAAAAUAUGGGGAACUCCAUAAAUAUGAAAAUCGUCGUAAGAACCCGUUAAAUAAUAUUGUUUAUAACGCAGAUAGCCGCGAAAAUUUUAAACAAUGCGUAGUGCAUGGGUUGUACGUUUGUGAUACAACAUAAACCAUAGAAGGGCAGGUUCCUUAGUCCUUAAAAUAAUUCAAGGGAAUGAAUAUUAUUAAUGAAUUCUUCUACACACAAUUGCUGAUAGGGUGUGUUGCAAGCUCUCUAUUUGUAGUAGAUGUACUCGUCAAGCAGUAGCCCUUGAGCUGUUAGGUUCCCUUCGAAAGCCCUCCUGCCCUGGUGAAAUUGUAAAGGCCUUUAGACCAUGGGAUAUAACUUCUUAAACACACACAACUGUGUUGGCCAUUUUUGUUUACCGCAAAGCAAUCACGGGUCUCAUUAACAUCAGUUACGUGAAUUCGAGUCAAAUUUUGACCCCCAAGAUGCCAAACCGCUAUCCACUUUCCACUUUCGUAUAUAAAAUAUGAUAUUGUGGGAACCAGACUUAGAGUACAUUUUUAACUUGUAGUUUUCAACAAAGCGUCCGUAUAAAUAUCCAUUAUUCAGCCUUUUCAAUACAAGUUAGCGACGUUCAUUUGCAUGACUGAGUUAUUAUUGAAAAUAAAUUGUUUAGUUCAUUUCGUUUUCGUCAAAGAAAUACCUAGUUUGACUCGUGAUGAACUGCUGGAAACAUAUCUAAAUGCUUCUGAAAAUAAUUCUUUUGGAAUAGAUACAAUUAAAGCUACACGACGUUUUAGAGAGUGGUACUUUGUAAACAUGACUUCGAAUAAUAGUUACGUUAACACAGAAGAUAAUUAUGAUAUGAAACGUGUAAGUACCGUGGAAAGAAGUCAUGGUUGGGAACCAGAAUGUAACUCACACGAAGGGAGUUACAGCUAUGAAGAAGCCAUUAAUCUUGCAGGCAACGGCUGGUACAACCGAGGUCUGCUCGCGGUCCUCAGCAUGGCGCUGCUAGGGAUGGGCAUUGACAUAUUCGGUUUCUCCGUCAUCGUGACCGGUUGCACGUGCGACUUUCAGCUUGAGCAUUACCAGAAAAACAUACUUUUGUCCAUGUCUUUUGUUGGUCCAAUUUUAACAUCCUACCUGUGGGGCUAUCUGUCAGAUACCCACGGUCGUAGAGCAAGUCUACUGAUCGGGCUUUGGGUCAGCUUUCUAGCGUCAACUCUAAGCGCAUUCUCCGCUAACUGGAUCAUGCUAGCAGUCUUAAAAGCUUUCAGUACUAGUUUUUGCAGUUCAGCGCAGUCUUGUACAUAUACGUUACUGGGGGAAUCGUGCACUCAGAAAGUGCGAGACUUCUACAUGCUGCUGAUGACGAGCGUGCUAAUGCUGUUCUUGCUCUCCUACGUCGUUCCUGGAUAUUACAUUCUAAAUAUGAAUUUCUCCAUCGAUAUCGGCCUGAUGAACUUUACCCCGUGGAGGCUUCUAACUAUUGUUAUGGCUCUGCCUCUGGGCAUCAGCGCGAUUGGCCUGCAGCUCUGCAUAGAGAGUCCCAAGUUCUUUAUCAGCGUCGGGCGGCAGGACGAUGCGGUGAAUAGUCUUCAAGCGAUUUACAUGAAGAAUGGUGGAAUCAAAAACAAAUACCCGGUACGGAACGUGUAUAUAAGUCAGGAGACGAGCAGGAAGGGCGAGGGGAAGCCGCUACUGCAGUCCCUGAAGGACCAGACCUUCCCUUUGUUCAAGCCGCCGCUACUCCGCCGGACCGUGCAGCUAUUCUUUCUGACCUCCGUUAUUUACAGCAUCAACAACAGUCUCGUGAUGUGGAUGCCGUCCAUCGUCCAGGCCUUCGCUUACGGGAUGGACUCGGCCGGCGCCGGCUCCAUGAGCUUAUGUGAGAUCAUCAUCAGCACGCAGUACCACAACACUCCUGUUGAUUCUUUGACCUGUACCUCAUCGCUCGAGGAACGCACGUUGUUCUCGGGGAUUUUCCACGGCCUCCUGUUCUCUGGUAUCACCGUGUGCGUGUCCAAGUUCGCGGCGCACAAGAAGGCGCUCCUCAUAGCGUUCCUGGCGAUACCGCUGGUGUCCAGCGCGGCCGCCGUGCUCAACCAGGACGAGUACGCGAGUCUGGUGCUGUUUGUCGGGAUGAUGAUGACUAACUUGUGCAUGGGGGUUUUGUUCUCCUAUUACGUUGAGCUAUACCCGACUUCUCACAGAGGCAUGGCGGCGUGCCUGGGCGUGAUGGUGGCCAGACUCAGCGGGCUGGCGGGGGUCAACUUCAUCGGUUCGUACGUGAUGACGCACUGCGCCGCCACAUUCUACGCGUUCAGCGCUUAUCUGUUCUGUGGCAUAGUGGUGGCAUAUUUUCUCCCAGCGCCGGUCGCGAAAACGGACGCAGAAUGUACGAAUGAAGCCUGAAGGUUCACAUCCUGCGCCGACUUGUUUCGUACUAAUUAAAUUUAAAUACAAUGUUGUUUUUA